Molecule: messenger RNA, 2072 nt
Organism: Tripterygium wilfordii
Lineage: Eukaryota; Viridiplantae; Streptophyta; Magnoliopsida; Celastrales; Celastraceae
Exons: 4
Coding region: 335-1750 (471 amino acids)
Source: RefSeq, a predicted model, not a curated record
UAUAUUUCUAUUUCUAUUAUAAAUAAUUACUUGUUUAUGGUAAUUGAUCUCUCAAUCUCAUCUAUCUUUCGGUUCUGCCCAGUCUUUUUCUCUGUCCAUAGCAAAAUCUACGUGGUGUGAACGCCAUGGUGUCGGCUUGUGGAUUUGCAGAGGUGUAGUGAGUAGUGCUCGUCUUCCUCAACACUUAGCUAUCAUCGUAAAUGGUGAUCUGAUACGCGCAAAUGUGAGAGGGAACUCAAAGGAGAGGAUAGAGAAAGUGAAACAUUACAUUACCUGUUUUGCUCUUACUUUUUAGUAACGGCGACCGCGAGCGACCGAACGAACUCCGUAAGGCAUGGGGUCGGAGCAGAAUAGAUUCCCUCAGCAGGAACGACGAAAGAGAUGGGGAGGAUGCUGGAGCGCAUUUUCUUGUUUUGGUAUACAGAAAGGCGGAAAGCGUAUUGUACCUGCAUCUCGUAUUCCAGAGGGCAAUGCAUUGGCAGGCCAGCCAAAUGGUCCUCAAGCUGCUGGAUUGAGCAACCAAGCUACAACACUAGCACCGUCACUGCUAGCACCUCCUUCUUCACCAGCAUCUUUUUCAAACUCUGCCAUCCCCUCAACAGCUCAGUCACCUAGUUCCUUCUUGUCAUUAUCUGCCAACUCACCAGGUGGUCCUUCAUCCACAAUGUUCACCACUGGGCCAUAUGCCCAUGAGACACAGCUGGUUUCUCCUCCCGUUUUCUCAGCUUUCACCACUGAGCCAUCCACCGCUCCUUUCACUCCGCCACCUGAAUUGGCUCACCUAACUACCCCGUCAUCACCAGAUGUGCCUUUUGCACAGUUCUUUACAUCAUCUAUGAAUAUCAAAAGCUCUGACAAAACCGGGUAUAUUGCUGCAAAUGAUCUCCAAGGAACAUAUUCACUUUACUCUGGAAGUCCUGCGAGCAGGCUCAUAUCUCCUAAAUCCAGGACAUCGGGUGACUGUUUGUCUUCAUCUUUUCCUGAACGGGAGUUCCCCCAACGGUGGGAUCCUUCAGUUUCCCCUCAAAAUGGAAAAUAUUCAAGAAGUGGUUCUGGCAGACGUCUUGGGCAUGAGAUGUCCGGUCCCUCUGUGGUAUCUCAAGAUACUAAUUUCUUCUGCCCCGAUACAUUUGCACGAUUCUAUCUGGAUAAUAAUCCACCAUUUCCUCAUACUGCUGGAAGAUUAAGUGUUUCUAAGGAUUCAGAUACUUAUUCCACUGGCGGAAAUGGGUGCCAGAACAAGCCAAAUAAAACUCCCAAGCAAGAUGUUGAAGAAUUAGAAGCUUACAGGGCAUCAUUUGGGUUUAGUGCAGAUGAAAUUAUCACUACACCUCAAUAUGUGGAGAUUUCUGAUGUUGCGGAUGACUCAUUUACCAUGACUCCUUUCUCGUGUAAUAAAUCUGUGUUGGGAGGAAAUAUGGAACCAGCUUUGGUCAGUGAAAGAAUACAAGGACAGUCUAUGCAGACAAACUUGCUCAGUCCUGGAAGCAUUAAAUCAGAUUCGGAUUUUGUUGGUGGCCGUGUAUUUUGUGAAGAGACUAAAUCAAUUUGGCAAUCUGGCAGUAUUUCUGGGUUCGGUGUUCCUAGUAACCAUAUUCUGAACGUUGAAGAGGACUUAUUUUCUAACAUGUCAGCAACGAAACUCAGUCGAAAAUAUCAUCUGGGUUUAUCAAGCUCUGAUGCAGAAAUUGACUACAGGAGAGUAAGGAGCUUGCGAGAAGGCAAAGGAGACACUUCAUGGCAUGACUAGAUCAUGUGAAAAAGAUAAUAUCAGUUUGCUCUGUCAGGUGUGGGACCUGAUAUCUAUCUAUGAUUGUUGGGCAUGUACGGUGUUUCUAACUCCAUGCUUCGCUGUGAAUUACGUAUGUGAUUGAGAUGCAGUCCUAGUUUAUUAUACCGCGGAACAUCAGUUGAAACAUGGCCUUAAGCCAUUCUUCUUGAUUCAUUUAUUAAUGGAAAGAACUUUGCAAGGUCAUCUUCUUUUUUUUUUUAAUUUUCUUUGGAAGUUUUGUAUUUGAACCUGUUAUUUGUGGAAAGUUGCAUGAUAAGAAAGGGCAAAUUGAAAAGGCCAA